AUGGAGCUACAGCUGUCGGGGCCGGAGAGCUCCAAGGAGCAGAGAUUCAGAGACGAGGCCUGCGUCUUCCAUAGCUCUGUCCGCUUCACAUCUGGAGACCCCAGGGCUCCGAGCCCGACCCAGAUCCCCGCUCGCUCCGCGCUCCCGCCAGCCCCUUCCCCAGCCAGCAGUCUGCAGGCCCCGCUCCGGAGUAGGAAGACGGAGAAGGCCGUCACGCAGCUCAUGUUGCCGGGGGGCCUCGCCGUCUGGGCUCCAGCCCAUCCCGGGGCCGCGCUGACAGAUUGGGUCCCAGGUGCUGUUCCUGGGGCUGUUCCUGGAGGGGUCUACUAUCCAGGAGCUGGUGGUCUUGGAGGCCUUGGAGCUGGAGGCCUCGGACCUGGAGGCCUUGGAGCUGGGGGUCUAGGAGGAGCAGGGCUUGGGGCAGGAGGCAAACCACCCAAACCAGGUAUUGGCGGGCUUGCUGGACUCGGAGCAGGCGCUGGAGGACUUGGAGGACUUGGAGGAGGGCUGGGCGGCUACCCAGGGGGAGUCUACCCAGGAGGACUACUGACGGGCCCUGCAGCGGGAGCAGCAGCUUAUAAAGCUGCUGCCAAGGCUGGUCUUGGUGCUGGCGGUGUUGGCGGUGUUGGCGGUGUUGGUGGUGUUGGUGGUGUUGGUGGAGUUGGUGGAGUCGGUGGUGUUGGUGGUGGUGUGGGAACUGGUGUUGGAGGAGUUGGAGGUGUUGGUGGUGGAGUGUCCACAGGUGCUGUGGUGCCUCAGACUGGAGCAGGAGUCGGGGCUGGAGGAAAGCCAGGGAAAGUUCCAGGUGUGGGGCUUCCCGGAGUCUAUCCAGGUGGAGUUCUUCCAGGAACAGGAGCCCGAUUCCCCGGAGUAGGAGUCCUGCCAGGGGUGCCAACUGGAACUGGAGUCAAGUCCAAAACCCCAGGAGGAGGUGGAGCCUUUGCAGGAAUCCCAGGAGUUGGACCUUUUGGAGGCCAGCAGCCAGGAGUCCCUCUCGGCUAUCCUAUCAAAGCCCCCAAGCUCCCAGGUGGCUAUGGACUGCCCUACAGCACUGGAAAGCUGCCUUAUGGUUAUGGCCCAGGCGGGAUUGGCGGAGCUGGGGCAGGUGCGGGAAAAGCCGGCUACCCCACUGGAACAGGAGUUGGUUCUGCGGCCGCCGCAGCCGCUAAAGCCGCCAAAUACGGUGCUGGUGCAGGAGGACCUGGGGCACUUCCAGGCUUUGGAGUUGGAACUGGAGGACUUCCUGGCAUCGGAGGCAUUGCUGGAGCCGGGUCCCCCGCGGCAGCAGCAGCCGCUGCUAAAGCAGCCAAGUACGGAGCUGCUGGAGGCUUGGUGCCAGGUGUUGGAGGUAUCCCAGGUAUUGGAAGCGUUGCAGGUGUGCCAGGUGUUGGUGGUGUCCCAGGGGCUGGUGCCAUCCCAGGAGCAGCAAGCCCAGCUGCAGCGGCCAAAGCAGCAGCCAAGUAUGGGGCCAGGGCUGGCACUGGAGUAGGAGUUCCUGGUUUUGGUGCGGGUGCUGGAGGCAUUCCUGCUUUUGGCCUUGGCACUGGAGCUGUUCCUGGUGCGGGGGUCGGUCCUGGAGGUAUCCCUGGGACAGGUCUCUCUCCUGCUGCUGCUGCUGCCAAGUCUGCUGCCAAAGCAGCUAAGUAUGGUGCUGCUGGUGGUCUCGGAGGGAUAGUUCCUGGUGCUGGCAUCCCAGGCGUGGGAGUUAUUCCAGGUGUUGGAGGUGGUGCAGGAGGAGGUCCAGGAUCACUGGCUCAAUCAGCAGCUGCUGCUGCCAAAGCCGCCGCCAAAGCUGCCCAGUAUGGGUUACUCCCAGGAGGAGUCCCAGGUGGUCCUGGUGGUGGAGCUAUCCCAGGAGUAGGGACUCCUGCAGCCCAAGCUGCAGCCAAAGCAGCCGCUAAAGCCCAAUACAGAGCUGCCGCUGGGAUUGGAGGAGUUCCUGGCUACCCAGGUGGAGCUGGAGCUGGAGCUGGAGCUGUUCCUGGAGCUGUUCCUGGCUACCCUGCCGGUGCUGGAGCCAUCCCAGGCUAUGGGGCUGGUGUAGCUCCAGGAUCCCUCGCAGCAGCCAAAGCAGCCAAGUAUGCAGCGGCCGGAGGAGCCGGAGGCCUGGGAGGCCUGGGAGGCCUGGGAGGCCUGGGAGGAGCCGGACCUGGCUUGGUGCCCGGUGUGGCCGGGGUCCCAGGAGCUGGGGCUGCAGGGCUAGGAGGUGUUCCAGGUGCAGGGAGCCCAGCGGCAGCUGCAGCAGCCAAGGCCGCCGCCAAGGCUGCCCAGUAUGGCCUUGGGGGAGCUGGAGGGCUGGGAGGCAGAGGCAUCCCAGGCAUUGGAGGAGUCCCCGGUGUCGGAGGAGUCCCUGGUGUUGGAGGAGUCCCCGGUGUUGGAGGUAUCCCUGGCGGAGUGACAGGAGCAGGAACUCCAGCUGCAGCAGCUAAAGCCGCAGCCAAAGCAGCCAAGUAUGGUGCUGCUGGAGGGGCUGGCCUUGUGCCAGGCGCCGGAGGCUUGCCAGGAUCUAGAGUGAUUCCAGGGGCAGACAAGUGCCUGGUCAUUGCCCUGCGGCCAUCCCAGAGUGGGGAGGUGGGGAGGAACAGAGCCACCCUUGGGGCCCCACCCCACAGCUCCACCAGUAAGGAUGAUGGGAGGCAGCUGUCUGGGAAGUCCCUUGGCCCCGAGACAAUCACUGCCCGGAAGGCUGGGUGCGCCUCCCUGGAUCUGGGAGCGCAGUGGGAGGGCCCCAGCCUGGGGGCGGUGGCCAAGGCCGUGUCAGGACCCGCCUUCGGACCCGCCCCCGACCCGCCUCGCCAGCACUGCCUGCGUCCCAGACUCCGCCCCCUAUGA
Molecule: messenger RNA, 2832 nt
Organism: Gracilinanus agilis (Agile Gracile Mouse Opossum)
Lineage: Eukaryota; Metazoa; Chordata; Mammalia; Didelphimorphia; Didelphidae
Gene: ELN
Product: elastin
Exons: 37
Coding region: 1-2832 (943 amino acids)
Molecular function (GO): extracellular matrix structural constituent
Source: RefSeq, a predicted model, not a curated record